AUGAUACGAAAUAUCCGGUUUAGAGCUCCGACGAAUCACCCUGGUUCCGCCAUCCAAACCGACCAUACUCGCUGGUUGAUCCGGUUUCCGACAAGAUGCUCACCACCAGAUGUUAGCCAGUACACCAUUCUUGGCUUGACCCCUUUUGCCUCCCAAGCUGAAGUCAAACGUGCCUUCAAACGUCUCGCUCUUAAGUACCAUCCAGAUGUGCAUAAGGGACAGGAGAAAGAUUUCAAGGAGAUUAAAUCCGCUUACGAGUGUCUGAUGCAAAAGUUUGAGAAACAAGAAGAAGAACAAGAACAAGAAGAGAUUACAGAGAUGGGUGAAACAGAAGAGUGGGAGGAAUGGAUGGGAUUCGAAGGAGGGAUUCCAACAGCGGUUCACACUUCAUCUUUCUAG
Molecule: messenger RNA, 399 nt
Organism: Microthlaspi erraticum
Lineage: Eukaryota; Viridiplantae; Streptophyta; Magnoliopsida; Brassicales; Brassicaceae
Source: the annotation of a GenBank genome assembly